AUGGAACACGUGCCUGUCCAAUGGCUGAUGGAAGUGCCGAUUGUCACCCGAAUGCUUACUAUCGGGAUAUUCGCCGUCUCGCUCAUCAACUUCGCUGGCUUUGCGUCCGAAAGAGACCUUGUCUAUACUUAUGAGGACGUGUUCAUCCGCGGCCAGUUCUGGCGAAUAUUGACGUCUCUGCUUUAUUUCGGCCCGUUUUCCUUCAACGUUCUGGUCAUCUUAUACAUGUUUGUGGGUUACUCAAAGUACCUCGAAAACUCGUUCCAUCGCACAAAAGACUUCAUCACGUGUCUUGCAAUCCUGAGCUCGGGACUCUUUAUGUUCAGCACCUACGUCCACCCAUUAUACAGAAUCGGCGAACAUCUGAUGGACACAAUGCUCUACAUCUACUCUAGACGCCAGCCGACAGACGGACUGCAAAUUCUCGGCAUCUACCGCUUCAACGCCAUCUACCUGCCCGUGAUGUUCACAGUGCUGUCCGUGGUCAGAUACCACCCGAUGCAGGGAAACAUGCGUACACUGCCGCUCACAUGGAUCUACGAGAACGUGUUCAGCUUCCUGUGGGGCCACAUAUACCUGUUUCUCUGCGACACGGCUCCCAAGCUCCACCGCCCUGCCCUUGCCGGUGCACGGGUUUGA
Molecule: messenger RNA, 639 nt
Organism: Ogataea parapolymorpha DL-1
Lineage: Eukaryota; Fungi; Ascomycota; Pichiomycetes; Pichiales; Pichiaceae
Exons: 1
Coding region: 1-639 (212 amino acids)
Biological process (GO): endoplasmic reticulum unfolded protein response
Cellular component (GO): endoplasmic reticulum membrane; Hrd1p ubiquitin ligase ERAD-L complex
Molecular function (GO): ubiquitin-specific protease binding; misfolded protein binding
Source: RefSeq, a predicted model, not a curated record